GUGGAGGACAGGACUGGUAGGGUGCACAGUGCUGCAGCAGAGAGGUCACUGAGGAAUAUGGGGAUGUCACCUACUGGGGCUCCACAGGACUGAGGACAAGGUGAACGCAGGGAAGCAGUGGGCAGAGCUUUGUGCACACCCCUGGGUGUCACCCUGAAGAGCCCGAGCAUCAUAUCCGGGAGUCCUGUGCAUACACCUGAGCUCUCUCUCCGCUGCCUCAGUAAGUAGGUGCCCCUUGGGCAGUGCGGGUGAGCCUGGAUGUGGCUGCAGCCUGCAGGGGAGCUCCAGGGAUGAUCAGCAGAGUGAAAUCAGCUGUCACAGGGAUUCUGGGGGGGUCUCUGUCCAGCAAACAAAGUGCACUGCCCGCCCCCUCUACCCCUGAGAAGGAGACCCCGAGCGUUCCCAUUGCUAAACCCCAGCCCCCUUGUCGGCCGUCCUUCUUGAAGCUAUCGCCAGAGGAGUUCCAGAAAUCGGGCGAUCACAAUGCCAGGAUCGUGCUGACCCUCAAGACCCCCGGGGAGCUGCACUGGGGCACGGGCUAUGCAGAAGUGAUCAAUGCUGGAAAAAGUCAUCACAAUGAGGAUAAUGUGUGUUGUAAAUUUGUGGUUGCUGAAGAUAAAGACGAGAAACAUGACGGCUUACUCAGCGACAUGAAUUUAAACACAGAAGUACAAACUAUUCACAAAGUCAGUGAUAAAGUCAGUUUCUAUUAUUGGGGACUCUUUGAUGGCCAUGCAGGAUAUGGGUGUGCAUUGACUGCAUCAAGACUCCUUCACCUUCAAAUACGCGAUCAGCUAAGAGACCUUGAACAUAUCCUGCAGCAGACUACAGCCGCUCCUCUGUGUCUGGAUCCUGAGAACACAACUAGGACUGAAAAUAUUUCAGACACUCAUGAGAUAUCUAAUCCAACUAUGGACACAGCAAUUCGCUUCCAUCUAGAAAAACAAGUGUUUCCUGAGAGUCUUGUUAUUGGUGCACUGGAAAAUGCUUUUAAAAAAAUGGAUGAGCAAAUUGAAAGAGAGAGAACGUCGCAUAGCAUUGACGGAGGCUGCUGUGCUCUUGUGACUGUUUACUUCAUGGGCAAACUAUAUGUAGCCAAUGCUGGCGACAGCAGAGCCAUCAUCAUUCGACAGGGACAAACCAUAGAGAUGUCACAUGAGUUUACUCCGGAAACCGAAAGGCAGAGGCUUCAAUUGCUUGCCUCUUUGAAGCCAGAACUGCUGGGUAAUGAAUUUACUUGCCUUGAGUUUCCAAGAAGGAUUCAGCAGAAAGAGCUUAAGAAAAGAAUGUUGUAUCGUGACCACACCAUGACAGGCUGGGCUUAUAAAACUAUUGAAGAAGAUGAUAUGAAGUUCCCACUUAUUUAUGGAGAAGGAAAAAAGGCUAGGGUUAUGGCCACUAUCGGGGUGACACGGGGAUUUGGAGACCAUGAUCUUAAAGUCUAUAACUCAAACAUCUACAUCAAGCCAUUCUUGUCUUGUAUGCCUGGGGUGAAGGUUUAUGACUUGGCUGGUUGUGACCAUAAUGCUGAUGAUGUCAUGGUAAUGGGCACUGAUGGACUGUGGGAUGUUAUUACUGACAGAGAAGUGGCAGAAACUGUUCAAAGAGUCUUUGCCACUCAUGGCACUGACCAACCAAAUAGAUAUAACCUUGCUGCUCAAGAGCUUGUUCUUCGUACUAGAGGGGUUCGGAAGGAGAAUAGCUGGAGGUUAUCCACUGGAAAGCUAGCCUCUCUAGAUGAUAUAUCUGUAUUUGUUAUUCCACUGGCUGCACAUGGCAGUUGAAGAUACAGGGAUGCUGAAUAAAGUUUAAGAGCACAAACUUAGUAUAUUACCUCAACAGCAGGAGGCACAGCAAGCGCUAUGCACUUUAACUUGAAACACGUUCCUCAAAGACUGUUUUGAAGCAUAAAUAUUUUUUAUUUAAGUAUAUGUUACAGGUAUGAACAUGCUUAAAGCCAGUCUGUAAUAAAAACGCCUAUAU
Molecule: messenger RNA, 1983 nt
Organism: Hyla sarda
Lineage: Eukaryota; Metazoa; Chordata; Amphibia; Anura; Hylidae
Gene: PPM1J
Product: protein phosphatase, Mg2+/Mn2+ dependent 1J
Exons: 10
Coding region: 291-1784 (497 amino acids)
Biological process (GO): protein dephosphorylation
Molecular function (GO): protein serine/threonine phosphatase activity
Source: RefSeq, a predicted model, not a curated record